This is a messenger RNA of Pollicipes pollicipes, 2253 nucleotides long. RefSeq names its product AN1-type zinc finger protein 4. NCBI's taxonomy places the organism in Eukaryota, Metazoa, Arthropoda, Thecostraca, Pollicipedomorpha, Pollicipedidae. The transcript has 9 exons. Bases 293 to 1468 code for a protein of 391 amino acids. Gene Ontology annotation, molecular function: protein binding; zinc ion binding. The record is from RefSeq and is a predicted model, not a curated record.
AUUCCUUCAACACACAAAGCGGGGAACGUGCCCGGCACAUUCAUUGUCCGCGGCUUUCGGUGGUGGCCGGUGACCGCGAUUUCUGCUGCAGGUACAAGGGUUCUUCUGUUUUGAAUCGGCUGUCGCCUUUAUCCUCGUGUGGGAAGCCGCCCCCUGAUCGAGGGGUUGCGGGUGGAGAAUACAUUUCGUCUCGCCGCUGUAGCAUGUGUUUCGCCGAACCCGCAGUCGCCAGCUAGCGCCGCCGCUCGCGGCGGCCGCGGCGCGAACUGCGGCCGCCAUGUAGUGCCGCUAGAUGGCACCCGCGCUCGAGCCGCCUCGCCGUCCCGCGACGAUCGAGGUGUCCGUGGAGACGCUGACUGGCUCUGGCUUCAACCUGCGCGUCUCCAGCUUCGAGACGGUGAUGUCGGUGAAGGCGCGCAUCCAGCGCAUUGAGGGUGUGCCCAUAUCGCAGCAGCACUUGAUCUUCCACGAGCGCGAGCUGUCGGACGGCGCCUCGCUGCUGGAGAGCGGCGUCACCAGCGGCAGCCGGCUGAAGCUGGUGGUGGCCAUGCGCGGCGGCCCUGUCAACACGCGACGCCUGCCCAUGUAUGACGACAUCACGCGCGCCGAGAUGCAGCAGCUCAUGGAGAUGCAGAGCAGGGAGGCGUCGUGGGACGGCGACACGUCCGGCCGGCAGGUGACGCUGCUGGUGUUCCGCGAGGGUGACCAGGUCAACUUCUACCGCGUCAUGGAGAACACGGACGGCACGUUCUCGCCGCUCUCCGACUCGUGGGGAUCGUCCAUCAGGAAUAUGUUCCACGAGGAGAAUCCAGAUGAGGUGAAGAGGCGCAUCGAGGAAAACACAAACACCAUGAGCAAGGUGAUCGACCUGAAGCACAGAAUGCAGCAGAUGACGUUCAGGAAGAAGGGUCGGGCCGUGCCGUCCCGCGGUCCGAGUCGCCAGAGCCGGACGGCGGCCGCCACGCCGCGCGCGCCAUCUACCGGCGACCGCGUGCACCUGCCGCCGGUGUCGGCCGUGGCGCGGCCGCCGCCGGCGCUGCCGCACCACCACGGCGAUCUGUCGGCGUCGUUCUCGCGGCUGAUGCAGGCCCAGCGCAGCCUGGAGCGGCGGCCGCCGGAGCGCGUGGCCGCCCGCGACUACGGCGCGUACCGGAGGACUCUGAGCAAGCUGCUCCACUCCAAGGACGACUCGGAGCGCGCCGUCAGCCCGGCGCUGAGCCUGCGGCCCACCGACGGCCCCGCCGUCGCCGCGCCGGCCAAGCCGCGCGCUAAACGGCCUCGCUGUCAGCUGUGCCGGCGCCGGCUGGGCCUGGCGGCGGCCUACAGCUGCCACUGCGACGGCGUGUUCUGCCCGCAGCACCGCUACCCGGAGUCACACCAGUGCGGCCACGACUUCAAGGGCGAGGGCCGCAAGCUGCUGGAGCGCGCCAACCCGCUGGUCACGGCGCCAAAGCUGCCCAAGAUCUAGCGGCGGGAUGUGCGGUGCGGCGGGAGGGAGAGGGGCGGCGCGGGAGGGCGGUGCUCCGGCGGGAGCGCGGCGUGGAUGGCGUGGCGCGUGCUGCAGUGUGGCGAGUAUCGUCCCCCUGCUUUCGCGGCCCAUCCGUCCUCGCCCCGCGCGCGCGUACCCCGGAGUCGAGCUGUGUGACGAGCCUCAGUGGUGUGCUCGUUGGUCGUCUCCCCGCGCCGAGAAGCCGUCCACACCCGCGCCGCCCGCCGCCGAAAAUGGCGCGCUGUCUUGGCGCCGCGGCCCGCUCCGCUGCGGUCCGCGCUUGUCCGGAGCGUGAGGCGCCGCCGGUCGGCGCGGCGUGGCGCGGCGUCUGCGGACGAGAAAAUUCGGCUUGCCGCCGCCGCCGAGGCCGCUGGCGGUCCACGGUGGCGUCUGGAGUAGGAGCGGGGCGUCGCCAGUGCCGGCGGCUGCUCGUGACGCGGUGCAGACUGGCCGGACUGGGCAGAGUGAGGGAGAGGCGCGAGGGGGCGUGAGUGAGGCAGAGUGAGAAAGGCGCCAGAGAACCGUGCGCCAGCCACCCACGCGACGCCGGGACAAAUGCAUUGCGGAAUGGGCCAUGGAUAGUGACGCGCGCGAGGCGAUAGCUGAAACCACGGUGGCGCGGAUGUUGUAGCGCACCUCAACUGCCUUCUCGCCUCAGUUGUGUAAAAUCGAAUACCAGAAGACGACUAGCGGCGCACGAGGAUGGCGUGCCUGCAUGGAGGCUGGCGCUCUCCGCCGUCCGCCUCGGCGGACGGAAGGCAGGC